Fulvia fulva is the source of this 1587-nucleotide messenger RNA. Its product is annotated as MFS-type transporter oryC. Lineage: Eukaryota; Fungi; Ascomycota; Dothideomycetes; Mycosphaerellales; Mycosphaerellaceae. The coding region runs from base 1 to 1587 and encodes 528 amino acids. Gene Ontology annotation, molecular function: carbohydrate:proton symporter activity. The transcript has 5 exons. The record is from RefSeq and is a predicted model, not a curated record. Gene Ontology annotation, cellular component: membrane. Gene Ontology annotation, biological process: transmembrane transport; carbohydrate transport.
AUGGGGCUCUUCCAGCUGAACAUGUAUGGCCGAGGCCGCACGCUACGAGUAGCCAUUACGAUUGCAUGCCAGCUUGCCUUCGUGCUCUUUGGUUAUGAUCAGGGUGUAUUUUCUGGUAUUGUUGGCAACGAAGACUUUAGACGGACCUUUGGCGAGCCUGGAAGCAGUCUAGAGGGUAUCAUCGUCUCCAUCUACAAUCUGGGCGCCUUUUCGGGAUGUGUUCUAAAUUUCUUCACUGGCGAGAGAAUGGGCAGGAGGCUGUGCAUGUGGGUGGCCAUGGGCUGGAUUAUCGUCGGCGCUAUCCUGCAGACAACAGCCUACUCCGUACCACAGAUCCUUGUAGCUCGUUACAUCACUGGCAUCGGCACUGGUAUCGAAACAUCGACUGUCCCUAUGUAUCAAAGCGAGCUUUGUGACGCAGACAAGCGCGGCCGCCUGGUGUCCUCGGAACCACUCUUCGUUGGCGUAGGCAUUGUGAUCGCCUACUUCUUCGACUACGGAAUGUCCUACGUUGGCGGUCCAGCAGCGUGGCGAGUUCCAAUUGCAUGUCAGAUCAUCUUCGCCAUCGUCGUCAUAAUUUUGGUGUUUGGCCUCCCAGAAUCGCCACGCUGGCUGUAUGCUCGUGGAGAGAACGAGAAGGCUAUGGCUGUCAUGUGUGACGCAUGGGGCAGCGAGCCAGAUGGUCCCAAGGUAGUGAAAAUGCAAGACGAAAUCUUGGGCGCGCUUGAGCUCGAAAGAAAAACCGGCGAGUACAGAUGGCGGGACAUUCUCAAACGCGACGAAGUGCAGACUGGCCGACGUGUGCUAUUGGCAUACGGCAUGCAGUUUAUGAACCAGAUGGGUGGUAUCAACCUUGUUGUCUACUUCGUCCCUUCGGCACUGGAGUUCAAUGUAGGUCUGACGCACAAUCUAUCCCUCCUUAUCGGCGGUGCAGUGCAGUGCAUGUUCUUCGUUGGCUCACUGCUACCGACAUUCUUCUUGGACAAGAUGGGACGACGACGACCUGCGAUGUGGGGCUCUCUAGGCCUUGCGAUAUCCAUGAUGAUGCUCUCGGUCCUUCUCAGCUUCAAUCGCGACCCUGCGACGCCACUCAGCACCAGGACUUCCGAAGCUAGUAUCGCUUUCUUCUUCACGUACAUGUUGAUCUUUGGUGCGACUAUGAAUUGCAUACCAUGGGUCUACGUGCCAGAGAUUCUGCCUCUCCAUGCACGAGCAAAGGGAACAGCUAUUGGUAUCUCGUCCAAUUGGCUAUGGAACUUCGUGGUUGUUAUGAUCACUCCUACCCUGAUUCAGAAUCUGGCAUGGAAAGGCUAUCUGAUCUUCAUGGCUCUCAACUUAUCCUUCAUUCCGUUUAUCUACUUCUGCUACCCAGAGACAUCCAACCUCACACUGGAAGAAAUCGACUUCUUGUUCACCAAAGACGGCAAUACGGGACUUCGAAAGUUCGGCAGGCGCUCGCAGCCCGUCCAGGAGAGCUUGAAGCCAAACGAGCAGAUUCAGCGGGAGAUAGAUGUCGAAAAGGCUGGCGGCACCUUCUCGGGUGGGCAAGUGGAUCAUGUCGAUAAGAUCGACGACAAGGCUUCAUGA